This is a messenger RNA of Adineta ricciae, 3981 nucleotides long. The record is from the annotation of a GenBank genome assembly. Lineage: Eukaryota; Metazoa; Rotifera; Eurotatoria; Adinetida; Adinetidae.
AUGAUAACCGAAAGUCAGAAUGUAUCGACAACUGGUACGUGUGGUGUAUGUGCUGCUAAAGCAAUUGGUAUAAAUUUCGGUAUACCGACAUGUGCACCUUGUAAAGCAUUCUUCCGUCGGAACGCUCGCCGAAAAGAACUUCUUGGCGUGUCUUGUUGUCAUGAUAAUGGAAGUUACUCAAUAUAUGACAAGAACGCAGUUUCAUGUUCCAACGUUCGUCGGUGUUCAUCGUGCCGAUUACGCCGAUGUUUUUCCGUGGGAAUGAAAGAAGAAUUGGUUCGUACUGAUGAAGAGAAUAUUCGACACCGAGAACUUGUUGAUAGUAAUCGACAAAGACGAGAAAUAUUUCGUCAAAAACAACAGAUAAGGCAAUCAUCUCAUCCACAGUACAUGCCAACCAAAAGUCAGCUAUUAGACGAAUCGGACUGGCUUCAUAUAUCAAACAUAGUUUCUGCUUAUGACACUCACUGUUUGCAAACGUAUCUUGAUCGACGAGCGAUCACAUUCAACAAUAAAUUAUCUCAACCAGACGAUUAUUUUCUUUUGACAUAUUCAACUCUACUACCAAUGAAUAUAACUAUAUCACUCUUCUCGUUUUUCCGCGCAUUACCUGCUGUACGAUCGUUAUCUCAUGUGAAUCAAACUUAUUUGUGUAGAACUAAUAUUCGCCCAUUGCUUUUUCUUAAUAUGUUCGAAUUAAAUCAAUUAUGUUUUACUGAACAAUGGCAGGAACGCUUAGAUUCAUCGACAUGGAUAGCUAUAUUUGGUCCGGAUCUGUACGAACGAUUUGUUAGUGUAGACCAAUUAUCCAAACGAUUACUAAUAACGGAUCCAGUCAUCACACGCCUUUGGAUUGUAGUACUCUAUUUCUCGUCCACACUUUUUUGUUUCUAUGAUUCUCAAUCAUCGUUAAAAAUUCCGACGAAAAAGAUGCCCAUCCGUGAAACUCAAAAUGCCUACGUUACUCUUCUCUGGAACUAUCUCGUCUAUCGUUAUGGAGAUCUCAAUGCUAUUCGAAUUUACUCAAAUCUGGUCGUUGUCUACUUAAAAAUGCAACGCGUCGGAUCUGAAAUUGGCAUUCGGCUUCGAACGCGAAGUGAACUAGCAGUGACAAACAAAAUACUCAAUCAAUUGUUAACUUUAGAUGAACACGAAUUCGAAGAUAGACAAACAGGGCGAGAGCUUCUAUUUACCAAUGAAAUGCAUUCUCAAUCGUCAGCAAUGAUUUAUCAUCCAAAAUAUCGCACAUGGUGGCCAAAGCAUGAUUGUGUUAUAUGUGGUUCAAAAGCGAUCGGAAUUAAUUUUGGUGCACCGACAUGUGCGCCGUGUAAAGCGUUUUUUCGUCGAAAUGCUCGAAGAAAGGAUCUUUUACAAACUCCAUGCCCGUUUCAAGAAGCCACGUCUACGAAUUCUUCGAACAAGGAUGAGGUAACCAGCUAUUGUUCACAAGUCCGGUAUUGUUCAUCAUGUCGAUUACGCCGCUGUUUUGGUAUGGGUAUGAAAGAAGAACUAGUUCGUACGAACGAAGAAAAUGAACGAUAUCGACAGUUGGUUGAAACCAAUCGGCGACGUCGAAAACAGUUAUUACAACAAGAUGGAUCAGAAAGUCAACUUGCUAUUUCUCAAUCAGUUGUGUCCAAAAGUGAUCUUUUACAUGAAACAGAAUGGAUGCAUAUAUCAAAUAUAGUUUCUAUCUACGACACGCAAUGUUUAAAACAUUACAUCGAACGACGUUUGAACACGUUCAAUAAUCUAUCACAAGUACCUAACGAUGCUAAUGUUAAAAUCAACUAUCAUGCCACAACAACAGUCAAUAAGAUGACUUCUUUCAUUCUGUUUCUAUCAACAAUUCCAACGGUCAAAUCCCUUCCAAAGUCUGACCGAAUAUAUUUAUGUAAGCAUAACAUUCGCCCAUUGAUAUUACUUAACGCACAUGAACUUGAUCAACUAUGUUAUUCUGAACCUUGGCAAUUAUUGUAUGAUAAUCUUGCUGCGGAAUAUGUUUGUGGCACUAGUUUGUUUCCUGAUUUACAAAGCACACGAAAACGAGCGGAACAGAUUCUAAUAACCGACCCGAUAGUAACGCGUCUUUGGCUUCUUAUCCUGUUCUUUUCCAGUCCACUUCAUUGUUUUGUGGACUACACAUUACCCGAUAUAUCAGCUAAUCGACGAUUAGCUAUCCUGGAAAUCCAACAUUCGUACACAACAUUGUUAUGGAACUAUUUAGUGCAUCGUCAUGGAGAUGUGGACGCAAUUCGUAUAUUUUCGAAUCUCAAUGGGGUGUAUCUUCGCAUGCAACGGAUAAGUCAAGCUGUGAAUAGACAAAUCCGAACACGAGAUGAUCUGUCGUCAUUACACGAAGCAUUCAAUCGUGCUGUCAUGAUCGAAAGUGAUACGAAAUAUAUUGCAUAUGUAUCAUUACUACAAUUAUGUGCGACAAGAAGAUUAUCUGAUGUUGAACAUAAAAAAGAAUCCUGCGACCUAUCGUCCAACGAAACAGAACACAAAUCAAGUUUAUUGUGUUUUUUUUCUUUUUCGUUCUACGAUGCCUCUGAAAACAAUGUUAUGAUGAUCAAAUCAACAAUGAAUGGGACAAACUUCCCAUUAUCAAUUCUCGAUGACUUCAAUACACGUUUAGUUUUCAACAGUACAACACCAAAACCAUUCCUUCGACUGUUCAAUUCCACAAGACUCUUUCCCUAUCUUCGAGCACCUUUAACAACAAUCCCAUUCUUCGUUAAUAAGUAUUUCAUGUUCAAAUCACCGUUUACGUACAUUAUGCGUUGUAUAGAAUUGUGUAUUUUGAGUUUAACAUUGCCAUUGUAUGCUAUUGUCUUGAUACUUUUCAUUGAGUUGACCGUCAUACGUACAAGUUCGAACACAGCGGUAUCCGGUGGCAAUUCUCGUAGUCGAACUCAACGACGUCAACAGCAUUUGCGAAGCUUAAUUUGGACAUCGAACUAUUUACUUGUUGAUCUUCUUAAUCUUUUGUACGAAGUCAUUUAUGUUAUUAUACAUUUAUCAGGUCAAUUACGAUUAAAAUCUUUGAUUGGUUCUCUCUAUUGUCAAUUUCAAGUCUAUGUUUCAUUGUAUUUGACUGUACUGAUGUCGUACAGUUUAACAGCCAUAUCAAUCUAUCGUCGUCGACAUUUCGUUAAUUUAACGAGUCAAGGCGAACGAUCGAAUCGCAAAAGUGCGUUUAUGAUCAGUUCGCUUUGGUUGAUGCCGAUGAUCACGUUAAUAUUUCCGACAUUUCUCUUAGUCUAUUCAAAUAUUUUGAAAAUCACUCAACACGAAACCACAAACCAAUGUCAAAUUUCCUAUACCUACGAAUCGAAUAUGGAGGCGCUCUAUAUAUUCUAUCGACUUGGUAAUAUCUUUCUCUUACCAAUAUCGAUUUCAUUGGUAUGUUACGUAACGAUCUAUACAGAUUUGAUACGCACUCAACGACGUUUUAAUCGAGCAUUUAAACGGCAUCUUCAUAUACGGAAAAACCUUAUUACGCAAAUUCUUUUUCUUUUCUUGAAUUUCGCUGUUUUUUGGCUUCCAGCAGAGAUUGUCACACUUCACACGAAAAAUCUUCAACUGAAAGACGCUUUUCAAGUGACGAAAUGUUUAAAUAUCCUUCUCGAUCCAUUGAUUGUGACCGUAUUCGAUACACGUUUGUCGUCGGCUGGUAAAAAACUACUAUCGACGCGACUCUUCGAUGGCUUUCGACGUUGUUUCAAUAGUAAUCGUCAAUUCAAUCAUUCGAUCCAGAACACAUCGACUAGAAGACCAAAACGACGCUUAAGACGUUCAUAUAAUGUGACUACAAAUAGUCAACAGAUAACAACAGGUACGACAUGGAACAUGGGUAAUAAUGAUGAUAUAACCGUUGUGGAGUCGAUAUCCGAUCAUCCGACGCGCCGACAACGUUCAGGAAAUCGACAACGAACAUUGACACAAAAACGAAAACAUCGAUUGGAAAAUCAUGUCUAA